AUGGAGAAGAACAGAGAUCAUAGAAGCCCAAAGACCACCACCGGCGACGAAGAAAUGGCGGCGGAGAAGCUUCUUAAACCGGUUCUUCAAAAACCACCAGGCUACCGUGAACUCCACGCAACACCGGAAACUCCAAACGGACCAUCAUCAUCGACGCUUCGUCGCCGACCACCAAAGCAUUUGAUUCCGGCGUCGUUUUACCCGGAGAAGAAGAAACAUUGGAGUCGUUGCCGCGUUUUUUGCUGCUGCUUCUGCAUCACCGUCGCAAUCGUGAUCCUCCUCCUUAUCCUCACCGUCUCCGUGUUCUUCCUCUGGUACAGCCCCAGGCUCCCCGUCAUACGCCUUGCUUCUUUCCGCAUCGGUGGUUUCAAUUUCUCCGCCGGAAAAGCCGGCGACGGAUUGUCCAUUUUGAUGUCGGACGCCACGGCGAGGCUGGAUUUCAGAAACCCUAACGGAAAGCUACUGUACUAUUACGACGAUGCUGACGUGGCGGUGAGUGUCGGAGACGGAGAUUUUGAAACGAAUCUUGGGUCAACAAAAGUCAAAGGGUUUAUAGAGAAGCCGGGAAAUCGGACGGUUGUGAUUAUUCCGAUCAAAACGAAGAAACAACAGGUGGAUGAUUCGACGGUUAAGAAGCUUCGAACGGAGAUGAAGAGUAAGAGGUUGGUGGUGAAAGUGACGGCGAAGACAAAGGUAGGAUUGGGUGUGGGAAGGCGUAAGAUUUUUACGGUGGGGGUAAGUAUCAAAUGUGGUGGUGUGAGACUACAGACGCUUGAUACACAGAUGGCUAAAUGCACCAUCAAAAUGCUUAAAUGGAUUAAGCUGCACUCAUAA
Messenger RNA from Arabis nemorensis, 834 nucleotides. The record is from the annotation of a GenBank genome assembly. NCBI's taxonomy places the organism in Eukaryota, Viridiplantae, Streptophyta, Magnoliopsida, Brassicales, Brassicaceae.